UCCUCCCCUCCCCCCCACCCUCGCCCCAUUUAUAAAUCCGCCUCUCGGCUUCCUAAAAGGAAAGCUUGAAUUAAAAAAGUGCCCACCAAAGCUGCCUCUGGGAGGGAAAAAAGAAAAGAAAAAAAUAAGCCAGGUGAAAAGGGGGGAAAAAGCGCACUCAGUUUCCAUGGACAACCCGUCCAUUAUCACCCAGGUGACUAACCCCAAAGAAGAAGAAAUCCUGUCUUGCUCUCAGGAUAAAGUGUCCCAAUGUAAUCUCAGUUUGAAAAAGCAGAGAAGCAGAAGCAUCUUUAGCACUUUUUUCUGCUGCUUUCGUGACUACAAUGUUGAGUCUCCAUCUCCUAACAGCACCACUGUCCUUCCUCCAUUGGUGGAAGAAAAUGGCGGGCUUCAAAAGGGUGACCAGAUGCGGGUCAUUCCCAUUCCAAGUCCACCAGCUAAAUACCUCUUGCCAGAAAGGACAAUAUCCGAUUACGGGAAGAAAUGUGUGGUCAUUGAUCUUGAUGAAACAUUAGUGCAUAGUUCCUUUAAGCCAAUUAGCAAUGCUGAUUUCAUUGUUCCCGUUGAAAUCGAUGGAACUAUACAUCAGGUAAGAAGUACUACUUGCAUUUUUAUAUGGAGGUGGCAACUUGCUUUGCACCUGUCUAGCAUGGCCAGAUUUUUUGGCAGAGGAUGAAGUUUUGGAGUUGACAGACAGGUUAAAAUUAGUGAGAUUGGGAGAUUGCAGAGUUUCAAUUUGAAAGCUAGCAAUAAGAUGAUAAGAAUUACUUUAAACAGUAACAAUAACUGGUUCAACACAUAAAAGGAUAUUUUGCUGCCUAGUCUUCUUGUCAUAGCCUUAUCCAGAUAACUUUCCUGCUGACCACGACUAUUUCCGGAGGUUCAGAUGUCAGUCCUAGCUGCUAAAAGUCCAGUUUUUCAAAUACAUGCAUCUAAAAAAGGUGGAUUCCUAUACAGGUAGUCUUCGAACUUACAACAGUUCACUUAGCGACUGUUC
Messenger RNA from Thamnophis sirtalis, 997 nucleotides. Lineage: Eukaryota; Metazoa; Chordata; Lepidosauria; Squamata; Natricidae. The record is from RefSeq and is a predicted model, not a curated record.